CAGCUCUUACGUCUAAAGCAAAAUGGUGUAUAAACUAUCAACAUCAGUUUUUACCCUAGUUCGCUUACCAAAACAGAAAAAUUAAUUUAAUGCUCCCUCACGCGUUUUAAACACCUAAUUUCGUAUCUUAAGGACGACCCUAGGGAUGCAGGGCCCCGACGGUAUGCAGGGGUCUUCGGAUCACCGACUGGCCUUGAUCCACGAAAUGAGUGCACAUAAUUUUGACCUUAUAAGAUUUGCUUCCUACAGGACAGCCACAAAACUUAGGUUCAUACAAAAAAAAGUCAGCUUACAUGCAGUUGAUAUAUGGAAUGUAAUAGAAGCCUUUAGAGAACAAGGGCUCCAUGCCCUUGAGCCAUCUGCAGAAUUAAGUGUGGCGCGAUUGGAGACACUAUUAUGUUCUUUGUACCAUAGUUUGAAUAAGAGAGCUCCACCGACCCAACAGGCACAUGUAGACGUCUGUUCUAGUCUGUUAUUAAAUUGGUUGCUUGCUGCUUAUGCUACUGUAGAUAACAUAGGAAAGAUAAGAGUGUUUUCUAUAAAAGUUGCUCUGGCUACACUAUGUGCUGGCAAGAUUAUGGACAAAUUGCGAUAUAUUUUCUCCCAAAUUUCUGAUAGCAAUGGGUUGUUAACACAAUGGAGAUUCAACGAAUAUUUGCAGGAAGUGUUGGCGUUACCAGCUGCUGUUUAUGAGUCUCCUACAUUUAGUUAUACCGAUACGUUAGCUUCAAGUAUCUUUAGUCCUAAUUCUAAAAUAACAGUAAAUGACUUUUUGGAUACAAUGAUGUCAGAUCCUGGACCACCUUGUUUGGUGUGGUUAUCUCUGAUGCAUAGGAUUGCCAGUGUUGAAAAUGUGGUUCAUCCUAUCCAAUGUGACAGCUGUCAACGGGAAAAUUUUACUGGGUUUCGCUAUAGGUGUCAAAAAUGUCCUCACUAUACCCUUUGUCAGGAUUGUUUUUGGAAAGGACGAACGACGCAACCUCAUAAUUUAGAUCAUCAAGUAAAAGAAUACGCUUCCUAUUCUCCUAGUAAAACUAUCGGUCAAUCCCUAAGGAAAUCGUUUCGAUGUGUUCCGGAUAAACAAAGAAAUAAUUUGCCACGAUUUCCUGAACAACCAGAAAAAACCUUGAAUUUAAGUCAUAUUGUGCCACCAUCACCAAUUCCGUCACAUAACGGAUUUCCAGAAGGCCAGUUUGCUCCUGGCUUCGAUGGAAUGGGCAGCUUAGAUAGUAGAUCCACUGCUAGAAGUCUGGAUAGUGCAAGAGAUGACGAACAUCGGCUUAUUGCGAGAUAUGCCGCGAAAUUAGCCCAAGACGCCAGGGGAGGCAUUCCCAGAGGCGCGACCUAUAGAAAAAAUUCCCUAUCUCCAGAUGCAGGUUUAAUGGGGAGAGUUCCAUCAGAAACUUGUUUAGGAAUGGACUCCACUAGAGCUCAGCGUGAACUCAUUAGCCAAUUGGAAGCAAAAAAUCGAGAAAUUAUGAAAGAAAUUGCUAGGUUAAGAAGACAGCAGGAAUUAGAAAGCCAUAAUGCCGAAAAUCCCGUUUUGAUGAGCGAAUUGCGGGCAUUGCGGAUGCGCAAAGAUGAACUGGAAACCCACCUUCUUACACUACAAGAUUCAAGAAGACAACUUAUGAUACAGCUGGAAGGGUUGAUGAAGAUGCUGAAGAAUCAUCAAUCUUCACCGCGUAGCACCCCAAACUCCUCACCCCGCAGCACCAAGUCUCCACCCUUGCCACCAGGAGUAACGGCCGCUGUACCUACUUCGCAACCACCUUCUUCACAGCCCCCACCAGUCAAUCCUAGGAGCGCUCCUCAAACACCCAUGGGAGGAAUGCCGCCUUCUAAUUCGAAUACUAACAUCGUUUCCAAUUCUUCUAUAAUUUCGAUGCAAAUGGGGGAGAGGGAGCGGAUGGAGCAGAGGGAUAGAGAGAGAAUGUUGGAACGUGAACGCCGGGACAUUCCACUGGGCUUAAACCAACAAGUAGCAGGAGGAAUAGUGGGUGGACCUAGACCUGUUGAUCAAUCAAUGGAACGACAGAAUAUAAACAACGAUGCAUCUACUCUAAUGGGUGAUGUACGGAAUGCGUUUGUGGCAGCUAGCGGAGCAAAUCGAGAGAACAAUAUGGGUUCAAACGGAAACGGAACUCCGUCGGGAUCGAUGGGCCGUUCUCUAAGAAAUGAUUUAUUAGUUGCUGCCGAUUCGGUCACCAAUGCAAUGUCUACUUUAGUCCGGGAGCUAAAUUCAGGUACGCAUAGGUAAACUUGGCUACCGCGCAAACACAAUAAUUGUGACUUUACAAGUGACUAUUGUUUAAGUGUAACUUCUGGUGUUGAUGUUGUUAUAAAUUAUUAUUGUGCUUAUAUUAUAUUAAAUAUAAUAUGCGUAAAGUUUAAAGCGCGGCUACACUAAACUUACGUGCCUCACUACUCAAAUGAUAUUUGUUUAUUUUUGUUGUAGAUUUUUCUAUUUUUUUUACUCCUUUGUUAGCUCGAUUAUUUAUUUUAUUUUUAUAUGUAUUAAAGGAUUUAUUUUUGUUUUA
Molecule: messenger RNA, 2540 nt
Organism: Anthonomus grandis grandis
Lineage: Eukaryota; Metazoa; Arthropoda; Insecta; Coleoptera; Curculionidae
Product: dystrobrevin beta-like
Exons: 16
Coding region: 146-2260 (704 amino acids)
Biological process (GO): synaptic signaling
Cellular component (GO): synapse; plasma membrane
Molecular function (GO): zinc ion binding
Source: RefSeq, a predicted model, not a curated record